Aspergillus calidoustus is the source of this 4131-nucleotide messenger RNA. Lineage: Eukaryota; Fungi; Ascomycota; Eurotiomycetes; Eurotiales; Aspergillaceae. The record is from the annotation of a GenBank genome assembly.
AUGUCUUUGCACGUCUAUAUCGCUCACACCGGUGAGCAUCUGCUGGCCGACAUCUCGUCGUUUGCUACGACGGAUACACUUCGGGCAUGGAUUGCACAAAAUACGUCAAUACCGCCUCAAAGACAGAUCUUGAUGACUUCUCGAGGGAAGAACGUCAAGAUCCAGACGCUCGCCACUGAGAACGAGAUAUUCGUGUAUGACAGACGAUACGUUAGCGAACAAGACAACGUUGAACCCCCAAAGCUUCCCUCACCCCCUGCCUUCCAACUCAACAACCCGCCCGAUACGCUCUCCGAUCAAAACGACCUCCAAGCCUGGCAAAACCUUUACUCGGCUAGAAAAGCAUGGGCAUUUAAGCUAGCGGAAGGCUGCGAAGCGGUGGAGAGGCAAAUCUUUGAGUACAACGAGCGGACGGAGAUCGUCAACCGAGCUGCCGGCGUAGCUUUAGAGAACCUCAAGACGCACGUGGUCAGCUUGGAGGCUCGGUUUCGGGAAGCGCAGGAAUGGGCGAACGAUCUCACAAAGGAGCAGAAAUCGGCGCUGGAAAGUUGGAAACGUGCGCUUACUGCGUUGGAAGGCAUCCCUGCGCGAAAUGAUUUCUCGUUUCUAGGUAGGCAAUCCACGCCAAAGACGGAUGUGGAUAGGUCGACGGGGACGUUGCUGGAUUACGUGGAUUCAAAAGAAGUGCACAAAGCUGGCUCAGAAGCUUCCGCAGCUUCUUCGCGGUUUACUCGCCAAUUUGAGGGACUUCAGAAGGCGGUCGCGGAUAUUGCUGCUGAUACUCAGAAGCUGCUCGAUGAUGCUCCCCCUACAACCUCCGACGGAGUGGAAAACCUCCUGCAAGAGGUGGAAACAUUAUCUAGGAAGAUACAAUCCGACUACGAACAUGUAUUGGCUUUGCCCAAUAAUCAAAAGACCCUGGCCAAUAUAUCUAGGCUUGCCCUCAACCAUACCCAGGAGCUCCUGCCGUCGCUAUUGGAGAUCGGCGUCGAAGUGCGUGAGGGCUUGAAUGACGCUGUCAGACGGUACACUAGUGCAGCAAAGGCCGCCCUUGCCCACACGAAAUCGAUAUCUUCCAUCGAAUCUCGACUGGCUGAUGUGCAAAACCAAAUUGCCAAACUCGACUUCCACAGCGAGGCUUUCGAUCUGCUGUACUCCGUUUUUCACUUGCCCCUUGUCUAUGGAUCGGUGUUGAUAGAGUCAGUGAGGCGGCGGGAGUUUAACGAUAAAAUGAAGAGCGACUCACUCACCCUGGCGGAAGAAAUGUCCGUAUUUCAGGAUGAAGAGCAGCGUCGACGGAAGAAGUGGAUGAAGAAUAUGGGGGAGUUCCUCUCAACCAGCGACACCACCACUCCUGGCAUCGAGGUCAACCUCCGAGGCCAUGAAUUUGAAUGGCCAACGGUAAGUAGGAAGGAAAUUGAGGCAUACAUCGAGGAACUGAAGACGAAGCCUGGCAUGACGAAUGCCGCUCAAGAGUUGGCGCAAGUCUUCAAAGAGCUUGAUGCACCCACGCGAGUACAGCGCCGUAGGGCGAAAGCUUUCAAACAAGGCAGUAUCUUUGAUACGAGUCGCAGCUCGCUUUUGCUUCAUAGCGACGAGAUGGUGCGGAGCUUGAGAGACGAAAAGCUCAAGUUGGAAGAGAAAGUACGAGGGUCGGAGAGCAGAAUACGAAAGUUGGAAGAUCUUCUUCACCGACAAAGCCAUCUAGGUCGCCCCUCGAGUGGAAAUUUCUCCAUCGACUUUCCUAGUUCGCCAGCAUCUCCUCACCCUGACCCUAUGUCGAGAAGAUCCUCGGUCUCGUCAAGGCGAAUGUCUUCGAACCAGACGUCGGAGGACAAGAACCUGGUGAACCGUAUUGUCCACCUGGAGGCGGAACUUGCCUCUGAACGAGACACCGUGCAACGGCUUCAACGUGAAGCCCACGCGGAACGACAGUCCAACACCGAUAAGAUGGAAGAAGCUCAGUCAACAAAGAACGAUCUGAUCGGAAAUCUCGAGGCUCGGCAACGUGAGUUUGACGAUGAGCGGAGGUAUCUAGAAGGCGAGGUGAAACGGUUCAAGAUCCGUGUUGAGGAGCUCGAAGAGGAGUUAGAUAGAGUCAUUGACAGUCGCGACCACGAAAAACAGAAUGCCGAAGACCGCAUGCACCAGCUGGAACUGGAGUUGCAGGACGCUCAUGUCCGUGCGGACGAAGAGAUGCGGAGGGCCAGUGACUUGCUCGAGGAGAUGCAGUCGCAUAGGGAUGCAGAGAACCGCUUCCGUGCCCGUGUGGAGGAGCUCGAGAAGCGCGACGCCGAAAAUAGCCGCAAAGAUCAAGAUAUUUAUCAUGCUCUGCACGCCGCUUUUAUGAAUCUGUCACCGGGUGGUUCCGUUCCCGACGAAGCCGCCGACGUUAUCAAGGCAAUUGACGUGCUGUCGGAAGGUUUAACCAUUCAUGCAAAGACGGCUGAAGACAACGCCACAAAAGCUGCAGCAGAGAAUAAGACGCUCACGGAGCAGGUCGAGAAGAUGGAGUCGGAUGCCCAGGAACUACGAAACCUGUCGGACAAGUACAAGGCGGAACUGGCACAGGCUCACGAAAGUCUUGAUCAAGAAAAAUUGAAGCUAGCUUCACUCGAAUCUGAACUUAAUGACGAACGAGAAAGACUUCUUGAGCUAGAGUCUAAGCUUGCUGCAGGCGAGACAGGAGCCGGUGCUCUCCGAGAACAUGUUGCAGAAGAGGAACAAAAACUGACAAACAUGUCUCAUCAACUUGCCGAAGUCGAGGCUCGCGCUCGCCGGUCAGAGGAAGAGGUAAUGCAAUGGAAGAAGCGUGCAGAAUCUCUAUUGGAAUCAGAUCGGAAAGCUACGUCCAAGACCAAAGUCUAUACAACAAGAUCACAAGAGCUCUCGAACCAACUGUUCGCCCAAGUGGAAAGGCUGGAACGUAUGUUGGAACAACUGGGUUUUACUGCCAUUCGGCAAGAUGGUGAAAUAGUCGUCCAACGGUCCUCCAAAGUCAAUGCGCUCUCUCAGACCGCAGACACCCUUAGCCAGUCUGGCGUGGUGUCUGUCAAGCCAGACGCAAACCUCCUGGGUUGGAUGUUAGCUGAUAGUCCUGAAGAACAAACUAGCAAGUUUGCAGCUUUUAUGGAAUCACUACAACAGUUUAACAUCGAAAUAUUUGGAGACGCAGUGGUCAAACGAGUCAAGGACAUUGAAUUGCUUGCGCGGAAAUGGCAGAAAGAAGCCCGCGGUUACCGAGACAAGUAUCACCGCAUGCAAAGCGAAGCCCACGAGAAGAUCGCCUAUCGGACCUUUAAAGAAGGAGAUCUUGCCCUGUUCUUGCCAACCCGGAACCAAGCCAUCCGGUCAUGGGCCGCUUUUAAUGUCGGCGCACCGCACUACUUCCUCCGUGAGCAGGACGUACAUAAGCUCCAGACUAGGGACUGGCUGCUUGCUCGAAUCACCAAGAUUGAAGAACGAGUAGUUGAUCUGUCCAAGUCAAUGAACGGCGGCAACCCUGAUCGCAGGUCAAUUGGAGAGACUAGUGACGCCGCCUCCAUCGACGACGAAAACCCCUUUGAAUUAUCCGAUGGCCUUCGCUGGUAUUUACUUGAUGCCACAGAAGAGAAACCCGGCGCGCCAGCAACCCCGGGUCUAGGGAAGAGCACCGUUGCUCCCGCACACGUCGACGCCCGAGGAAGCAUCCGCCUCAAACGCACCCCAGCUGGCGACCACGUCACAAAAACCCUCACGAAGAGCCUCGACAGCCGCCGAAACAGCUCCGCCUCCAACAAGAAGGGACCCGCGGCAUCUUCAACCCGAGCAAAUGACUCUGCAUCGGAUAUCGCCCGCGCGUCUGAGGGAGAUCCUAGCAGUACUCCUGCUGCUGCGAGCUCUCAGCCCAGAGAGUCGGCGCCCAUCUUCGACGAGGACGUGGAGCGAUUAUAUGCGCGUGAGCGCGGGUACCCGCGCCAUCACACUGCAGAACGCUUAAUGUCUUCUUCUGCUGCCUCUUCACCACCGCCCUAUAUCAACGCAUCCUCAUCGUCUGUAGUGUCGACCCCAAGUCGGCAGCCGAGCACGCGGUAUCGCCCCUGGGAGAAGCUGUGGUCGGUUGAUUAUCGGCUUGAAGGAGGUAGUCAGUGA